AUGCGAAAGAACAGCGGGUACAACUCCAUAAAACAAGCAAUAGAGGAUGAAUUGAUUCAAGAAUAUGACGAAGAACGCAAUAUACUCCGACAACAUGCGAAACAACAAAUUGAAGAGGUCCAAGCAGAAUAUAAAAAAACAUUUGAUAGAAAGCGGAAAGAAGAGCGGAUAUAUAAAGCAGGCGACUUGGUCGCCAUUAAACGUACUCAAUUUAUUCCAGAUAGACUGCCAUGUUUAAGCGAUCACUGUAUAUUUGCGGCGAACGAAAUAUUAAAAUCGAUAGAUAUAUCUAUAAAUCCAUGUGAAGAUUUUUACGCCUAUGCGUGUAAUCAAUGGAUCAAUACCAAUCCGAUACCAGAAGGAAAGUCGACAUGGGGUACAUUCAGUAAAUUAGAACAAAUAAAUCAAUUGGUCAUACGAAAUGAGCUAGAGAAACCUUUAAAAUAUUUUAAAUCAGAUGCAGAAAGGAAAGCGAAAGUAUAUUACGAGUCUUGUUUGGAUAAAGAUGAACAUAUGGAGAAAUUGGGCGCGAAACCUCUAACUGAUCUUCUUUGGAAAAUUGGUGGGUGGAAUGUAACAGAAAGUGGAUUUAAUAUUACGAAUUGGAAUUUAGCGAAUGUGCUAAAAGUUUUACAUAAUAGGUACGUUAAAGUUUAAACCUAAAUUGUAAAAUUGUAAAUAUGUAUUCUUAUAUGUCAUGAGUAUGUGGAGUCGUCUGGCUAACAAUUCCAUUAUAUAUAAAGAAAAUAAAAGU
Molecule: messenger RNA, 754 nt
Organism: Teleopsis dalmanni
Lineage: Eukaryota; Metazoa; Arthropoda; Insecta; Diptera; Diopsidae
Product: neprilysin-3-like
Exons: 3
Coding region: 1-657 (218 amino acids)
Biological process (GO): protein processing
Cellular component (GO): plasma membrane
Molecular function (GO): metalloendopeptidase activity
Source: RefSeq, a predicted model, not a curated record